AUGUCUUCGAAGAAAGGGUUUUUUGGUAUGAAUACAUUGAAACAAUUUGAUGCAUUUGCUAAGCCUUUAGAAGGAGUUCAAAUGAAAACUGUAUGUUUCUUUGCUCUGUUUUCCAACCAUUGUUUUUUGAUGGUAUCAAAUUCGGUUGAAUAUCUUGACAACACUGAAGAACUUUUUGCUGACACAUCGCAAAAUAAAAAGUUACAAAUAAAUUUUGAUAUUGUUGUUCUUAAGAUAUCUUGUGAUUUUUUAAAUGCAGUUGAAAAUUCAGGUGUAACAAAUCUGCAAGUUGAUCAUAAUAUUUAUAAAUGGAGAUUAAAUUUAGGAGGACAACCAAUUAGCAAUCCUGAAAAAUCUGAUGGUAUGAUUAGGUUUACAUUAUUGUUGGUUAUAUCUAUUAAAUGUUGGUAG
Molecule: messenger RNA, 411 nt
Organism: Acyrthosiphon pisum (pea aphid)
Lineage: Eukaryota; Metazoa; Arthropoda; Insecta; Hemiptera; Aphididae
Product: endoplasmic reticulum-Golgi intermediate compartment protein 3-like
Exons: 4
Coding region: 1-411 (136 amino acids)
Source: RefSeq, a predicted model, not a curated record